This is a messenger RNA of Pogona vitticeps (central bearded dragon), 1359 nucleotides long. It is a transcript of the gene PLPP1, whose product is annotated as phospholipid phosphatase 1. The record is from RefSeq and is a predicted model, not a curated record. Gene Ontology annotation, cellular component: plasma membrane. Gene Ontology annotation, molecular function: phosphatidate phosphatase activity. NCBI's taxonomy places the organism in Eukaryota, Metazoa, Chordata, Lepidosauria, Squamata, Agamidae. Gene Ontology annotation, biological process: signal transduction; phospholipid metabolic process; phospholipid dephosphorylation.
CCCACUCUGUUCAUCCUCCUUUUGUUAGUCCCUCCCCGCGUUAAAGAGCCCCGCGUUCCGCUGCGGGAGCCGCAGUAGAGCCGGCGCCUCCUUGAGUGUCAAGCGGCGCCAUUGGGCAGCGGGGGCGCCCUCGUCUCUCCCUGGUUUCCAGCCCGCGGUGCCACCCUUGCUCCUCUUCAGCUGCUCCUUCGGCUGGAUGCCGCUGAGCUCGGGUUCCCGGCCGUCUCCUCCACGACCUCCACCGUCGUCUCCUCCGCUUCUCCUCCUCCGCCUUCCCGCUUCGCCUUCGCGCCGCUGUCGUUGUUAAGCCCGGGGUGGUGGUGGUGGUGGUCCAGACGGAGUGCCCGCGUCAGAAGCCGGGCGGCGGCGACUGUGACUUGGGGGGCCCCCCACGAUGUUCGACAAGACGCGGCUCCCUUAUGUGGCGCUGGAUGUCAUAUGCGUGAUAUUGGCUGGCUUACCCCUUGCUGUUCUAAACUUGGCAAAAAUAAAGCCGUAUCAGAGGGGCUUUUUCUGUAAUGAUGACAGCAUCAAGUACCCGUUCCAUGACAGUACCGUCACAUCCACUGUCCUCUACACAGUGGGCUUCACUCUGCCCAUUUGCUCUAUUAUUAUUGGAGAGGCGCUAUCUGUGUAUUACAACCGUUUGCACUCCAAUUCAUUUGUGCGAAACAACUAUAUUGCAGCCAUUUACAAAGCGAUUGGGACAUUCAUUUUUGGAGCAGCUGUCAGCCAGUCUCUGACAGACAUUGCCAAGUACUCUAUAGGUAGACUGAGACCUCACUUUCUGGCAAUAUGUGACCCAGAUUGGCCGAAGAUCAACUGCAGUGCAGGCUACGUUGAGAACUUCAUAUGCCGCGGAAACAAAGUAAAGGUUAAUGAGGGGAGGCUGUCAUUUUACUCUGGACAUUCUUCAUUCUCCAUGUACUGCAUGCUGUUCCUAGCACUUUAUCUUCAAGCCAGAAUGAAAGGUGACUGGGCAAGACUCCUGCGUCCUACAGUACAGUUUGGUCUCAUUGCAGCAUCCAUCUAUGUGGGCCUCUCUCGUGUUUCUGAUUACAAGCAUCACUGGAGUGAUGUCCUGACUGGACUUAUCCAGGGAGCACUGGUAGCUGUGCUUAUUGCUGUAUACGUAUCUGAUUUCUUCAAAGAAAGGGGUCGUGCAUUUAAACAGAAAGAAGAGGAAGACUCACAUACAACAUUACAUGAGACACCUACUAAUGGGAAUCACUAUGGCAGUAAUCACCAGCCAUGAGAGAAUUGAGUUGUUACUCUGUGGCUUCUCUUGCUCUCUAAAUUUGAUAUUUUGCAAGUUUUCUGGCCUAUGUAAAAAAAUAAAUUAAAUGCCUUUUGAAGGGA